Molecule: messenger RNA, 4041 nt
Organism: Maudiozyma saulgeensis
Lineage: Eukaryota; Fungi; Ascomycota; Saccharomycetes; Saccharomycetales; Saccharomycetaceae
Source: the annotation of a GenBank genome assembly
AUGUAUGGCGAAAGGAUUGAUGGUGAUAAUGCUCAAUAUACAUCUUCCAGGAGGAAGAACGUUGAAGAUAUAGCAUUACCAAAACUACCUCCAUUAAGAACGCGGCCCUCGAAUGACAGUCAAAUUAAUUACCAACAGAAUGACCAAUAUAAACCAAGUACUCCAUUGAGAGAUCCAUCUAGUUCCUCAGAGGUUGGUAGAGAACAUAUUUCAUCGAGAAAUACACCGGCUAACGUCAAAAGUCCUACUUCUAGACGAGCAUUACAAGGUAAGACGUCUACAAUUCGGAGGCGGCCACCACCGCCGCCUCCUCCUCCUUCUCGAUCUUCUUUGGCAAAUUACAGUAGCGUUACAUCUCCUAACUCUUCAUAUUCAAGCUACUCACCUUUAACGCCAGAACAAAAUUUAAAUAACAGCAUGUCACCAUAUGAUUCGCCGUUUGUUAGUAAACCCAACAGAAAUUCCUAUUUGACCUCUCAACAUAAAAGUCAAGUAUUUUCUUCAAAUACAGUUGAAUAUCCUUCCCCAUUUGUUACAGAUUUGCAACAGAACACUAGAAUAUCCUCAACAACCUCCCAAAACGAUCGAUAUGAACCUAUAUCAAAAGCACAAGGCAUUGAUCAGAUUGGUAAUACUAAUCCUUCUAAAUAUGCAAGCUUAAUAGAUCCUAAAAAUGAUUCGACCAAAGUUGGAAUGACCAUUGAUACUGAUAUCGGGUUUUAUAAUAGACCUCCCCGACCAAUACCAAAUUCUCGAGUUGUAAGUGAAGUCAGUAGACAAUCGGAUGGAAUAGAUAGUUAUUAUUCUGACUCUAAUUAUACCUUUAACAAUUCUAGUGCACGUCAUAGCAGUUAUAAUUCUUUUUCUGGUGCCAAACCUUUAGAGAUGAUUCCAAGUAUAACAACUCCGACACAACCAUUCCAUAUAGAUUUCUUAGAUGAGAAUAAACUGUAUCAAUGUUAUUGUGUCUACCGUUUAUCAGAUAUUUAUGAGUGGAUUUUAAAGAUAUAUUUCGAAUGGUUCAAUGAAUAUGUUUUUGGAAAACUUGAAUUUUAUCAAGUUGUACAAAGAUUAUUGGAAUUUCAAGUUCCAAGUUCAUAUGAUCAGGAUACCAUAGAUUCUAAUGUUGAUAAAAUUAUAGAAUCAUUGGUUAUUCAAGAUGCAGUACGAUUCGAGAAAAGAAGCCAAUCACAACAAGGAUUCGAUAAAACAAUAGAUACAAUAGAUGGUGACUUUACUGUGAUUACUGGUGGUCUUGAUGUUCAGGGUAUAUUUACGGAAUUGUUACCUUGUUAUUCCUUUGCAGAUACGACAUAUGAACAAAGUUGCCCUUCGUUAUGCUACUCAUUCACAUGUAUGAAUAGUCACUCUCAUGGUAAGAGGAAAGAAGUUAAGAUUGCCGAUAUUAUUAAAAAACCAUUGGGAUUAUGGACAGAUUAUUGGCAUAUAUCCUCUGAAGAAUUAAGUGAGAUUAAUCCACAUGAAAUUCAAAGACAAAGUUUUAUCUUUGAUUUGAUUAUUCUAGAAGAGAGAUCAUUAAAUAUGGCAAACGCUGCCGUUGAUGUAUAUGGAAAAAGGUUCGAUCCUAAUUUAUUACCUGAUGAACCUGAUUUCUCAGAUUUAGCUUUUGAAGUUUUUCGACCUCUAAUUAAUAUUCACAAGACGUAUAUUCUUGAACCUAUAUUUCGUAAAAUCGAGAUUAAGGGAAAAUUUAUUGAUGGUAUAGGGAAAAUAUACUUGAAAUGGUGUAAUGAGGCCCGUGAACCUUAUCUAAGAUAUGCAAAGUCUAUGGCAACUGUACACGAAAUUAUAAAAUGGGAGAAACAACAUGGUACUAAAUUUUCAAAAUGGUUAGAUGAAGUUGAUCAUUCUCCUGAAAUUACAAGAUCGAAAAUGUAUUAUGAUGUUAUUUUUUUUGGUGGUUAUUUUAAGUCGUUGCAGAACAUGACUGUUACCUUGAGCUCUAUCCUAAAAGUAACCGAUCCAUCUCUGGAUGAUUAUGAUUACUUAAAAAUGGUGAUAAAAGAUAUUGAAAAAUUAAGCUCAGAAGUUGAUAGAAUACAUGGUGAUGCCAUUGAUCGCCGGAAGUUGUUAAGAUUUUCCAGUCAGCUACUAAGAGAUAAUCCUUCUAAAGGUGCCUUACAUGGCUAUUCAAACGUUUUGAAUUCCAGUAACAGUGAUUCGAAUUACGGCAAUACAACGAACGAUUCUCUGGAUAUAGGUAUAAAUAACCCAGAUAGAAAGUUAAUUUUAAGUGGAAAAGUUUUGAAAAAGAGAGAGCUUUGGCUGGAUCCAUCACCCGUCUUCCUGGUAUUAUUGGACAACUAUCUUUUAGUUACUGAGACAGUCAUCAAAAAUGAAAAUAAAAAGUACAAGCUGGUUGAAAGACCUAUCCCGAUCGAUUAUCUUAAUCUAGAAAAGAAAGUUAAGUAUGAUGACUCCCAAAGUGUUCUUUCUACGAACAAAAGAGAUUCCAAAAUAUACUCUUCUAUGACUCCAUCGACCCCCUUAACGGGUGCGAGACCAACACUGUUUAGUGCAGCCUCUAAUGUCUCCAGGACGAUUGUGUCAUCGAAUGAGAGGGAAGGUCGAGCUGGUAUUUCGAACAUUCAACCUUCUGAAUCUGAACUAUCUUUCAAGAUUCGAAAUACAGCCACCAAUGAAUCUAUGACAUUCAUUGCUUCCAACCUGGGUGAUAAGGAUCUAUGGAUCAAGAAAAUAAUGGGAACUUUACAAAAUAAUGAAAAAGAUGACAAUAAAAAUGUGCUGGACUUUUUUGUAGUCUCAACUCAAUUUUCAUACUCAGAUAAAGAUGCACCAGUUAAUUUGCCGGUUGCUCCAGAAGGAUCUGAAAUAGAUUCAGCAUUAAAAAUAUACGAGGUGAAUAAUAGAAAGAAUAGUAACGUAAGAAACUUUCCAAUGGUUACUAAUAUUUUAUGCACUGAACAAUUCGAGUUUGAAGAUGAAAAAUUUUUACUUGUAGCUACUUCGGAUGGUAUUUUGAUUAGAUUAGACAAUGGCGUGGAUGCUCCUUUUGUAAAAGUCAUCCAAUGUUGCUUUGUUAACAAAAUGGAAGUUAAUAAAAAAUUAGGUCUAUUAUUUGUAUUAGAUGAUAGGAAUUUAUGUUAUUUCAAUAUCCCAAGUAUAUUUGGGGCUUAUUAUGAUAGAAAGAAAUAUUUAUCGAAUAAUUUAAUAGUCGGUGUUGUCCUGAGGGAUAAAGUCGGAUAUUUUAAAUUUGCUAGUGAUUUUGGACACUCAAGGCAUUUACUGUAUGAAAGAAAGGGGAAAAUAGUGAUUUUAACACCUGAAUUUGAUAAUGUAACCAAAGUUUUCAAAUAUUUUAAAGAAUAUAAGGAGUAUAAGCUACCAUCUAACGGCCUAACAAGACUUGAGAUCUAUGACAUUGUUAUAUUCAAAAAAUGUUUUAUUGUGUGUACAAUUAAGGGGGCAUUAUUAUAUCGAGAUGUAUUUGGUGAAGAAGGCAUUCUCUUACCAACUUUUUAUAAUGAUUCAACUAUGAAAAAUGACACAAAUUCAGGCCUUUUUAACUCUAAUUUAUUCAAGUCUAACAGUGACGUACCAUCUCACGCAGAUACUUCGAAACAUAAAAUGGCAGAAUAUGUGAAAAGAGACAUAGCUACUAAUAAAACAAAACCUUUGACGUGUUUUGAGUUGAACGACGGUAGUGGGAACUAUUUAAUGAUUUACGACGAAGCAGUAGUGAAGGUGAAUAAUCAUGGUGAAAUACCUGAUUGGACUGAAGAUAUAUUAAUCUUGGAUUUUUACUGUACUGGGGCAUGUUAUUUUAAGGAUCAUUUGAUUCUUGUAGGAGAUAGUUUAAUCCAGAUUUACUCUUUACGAAACUUCAAUACAGUAUUAAGCAAGAUAAUACCGAACCAAAUUAUAAAAGGAAAAAAGGUACUUUUGGUUAGCUCUUCUGGAAAUAACGAAUUUAAGGUUGUUUUGAGUCAUCCUGACAUUCCAAGUAGACAGUUAUUAAUGACCUGUGAUCUCGUAUAUACACAAACAGGAGAAAUAUAA